AUAAUUUGACAGAGCAAAACAUGGGCCGACCCAUUUAGAAUGGUGGGACCAGGACCGAACCCUGCAUUGUGCCUUGAGGGUGGGUUUCGACUUUCAAUCAGUUUCCCGUUUGAUUCAUCGAUCUAAAUCAAGGUUGUCUGUUUGUUGUUCGUUGAUUUGCGAUUGAAUUCAGGGUUCGUAAAAUGGCGUCGAGUAUUCUGAAGAACCUCGUAAGAUUUUCAUCAUCGAAGGUUACAACCACUGCCACCAGAAGUUUCAGCCUCGUAACCACUCAAAUCAGCAACCAUACCGCCAAAUGGAUGCAGGAUACCAGCAAGAAAUCUCCAAUGGAGCUGAUCAAUGAAGUGCCACCUAUUAAGGUCGAAGGCAGGAUAGUUGCUUGUGAGGGAGAUACCGAUCCCGCCCUUGGACACCCAAUUGAAUAUAUAUGCCUUGACUUGGCCGAGCCAGCUGUCUGCAAAUAUUGUGGCCUACGUUAUCUUCAAGAUCACCACCAUUAGGAUACGCCAUCUACAAGUCAUCUGGUGUUAUGGAAUUGCUGCUGAACAUCAUUGAUGUGUUUUUGGUUACAAUGUUCUCUGACUAAAUGUACUUGUCAGUUACAAUUACAAUUUGCUAAAUAAGAGUAUGACAAAAUUGUUUGUGUUACCAUCUGAUAAUAUCGAUGGGAUCUUGUAUUGUUGUGUACACAGCCAGUAAUUUGUAUGAAGCUGGAGAUUUAGCUUCAUUGAGCGAUCUUUUUAUACAAGUAUUUCUUAGUUUGCAAGCUCUGAGACCAGAUAAUGUUAUUACUAUUCUUAAAUCAAAAUCAAAGUAAUGAUUGUAA
Molecule: messenger RNA, 826 nt
Organism: Cicer arietinum (chickpea)
Lineage: Eukaryota; Viridiplantae; Streptophyta; Magnoliopsida; Fabales; Fabaceae
Product: NADH dehydrogenase [ubiquinone] iron-sulfur protein 6, mitochondrial
Biological process (GO): mitochondrial electron transport, NADH to ubiquinone
Cellular component (GO): respiratory chain complex I
Source: RefSeq, a predicted model, not a curated record